AUGCAACUGAUUGCAUACUGCCUUGCCCUGCUGAGCAGUAUUUCUGUGGCAUUGGCUCUAUCAGCCACAGGAAGCCGGGUUCUUGCCGUCGUGGGAGAGGAUCCUGAUGCAUACUCUUCGUUCUUAGGGUCACUUAAGGAGCGGGGAUACACGACAACGAGCUUGACUCCAGAGAAGGUGUCGGAGACCACGCUGUACAAGUUCGGAGAACGAAUGUUCGACCAUGCAGUGAUUCUCGCGCCAAACAUGAAACAAUUUCCCAAAGGACUGGAGCCGUCAACGUUGAUCGAUUUCCUUCGCGAUGGGGGAAACCUCAUGGUAGGAUUAUCGCCGAAGCUCACUGAAUCUUGGCGUGGGUUUGCCCGCGAAUUUGGACUUGAGUUCGGCGAUCGUGAUACCAUGCUGGUCGACCAUUUUGGAUAUGAUGCGCAGAUGGACCGCGGUGACCACACGGCCGUGCAGGUUGGUGGUUCAAGGUCCAGUGCCCCGCUGGACGCUGGCGGGAUUGUGCCAAACGAGCUUGUGUUUUCUAAAGAUACGCUUUCAUCCCAAGAAUCCUUUUUGUAUCGCGGAAUUGCGCACUGGAUCGGCCCGUCACCGUUGGCAUUUCCUUUACUCUUGCCUCCAGCUACAUCCUAUCAGACAGAUGUGCCCAUGAUCACGACUUCGGAAGUCGAAGGCGGUUGGGCAGCAAAGGGUAUCAACAAGCUUGAGCCACUCAAUGCGGUGGAAAAUUUACUUACAGGUGCUGAUGCUCAUUCUUCCGAUACCAAAGCUUCGCUUGCGUCGGCCAUACAACUGCGUGAUAAUUCUGCGCGCGUCAUGUUUGUGGGGAGCGUAGAGAUCAUGCAAAAUGAAAUUUAUGCAAUGGAAGACCGCCCAAUUCAACGAGCAGUAGUUGACGACUUGAUUUUGUGGACUUUCCAGGAGCAUGGUGUGCUUCGCGUGGUUCGCAGGGCACACGAACGACUUCGUGCAGGACCAGAGGAUCUACGACCAGACUAUGAAGAAGAACCUGGAGUAAAUAAGAUGUACCGCAUCAAAGACACCGUGAAUUAUGUGCUUGAGGUACAGCAAUUCGAAAAUGGAGCUUGGAGGGCCGUGUCGCAGCCCCUGGAUUUGCAACUGAGUGCUAUCAUGCUUGAUCCCUACGUGACUGUGCCCCUACUGCCAGAAGCAGGCUCGAAUAGCACUGUUUACCGUGCUAUACUAGGCCUUCCCGACAGACACGGUGUAUUCACUCUACGAGUUAACUGGAAGCGACAUGGCUACACAUACAUAAGGGCAGAUGACGUGAUACCUGUGCGUCCUUUCAACCACAACGAGUAUCCGCGAAUGCUUAGCAGUUCAUGGCCUUACGUGGCAGGCGCAUUAUCCACUAUGCUAGGCUUUUCAACUUUUGUUGCAUUGUGGCUCAUCAUGCCAUUGAGCAAACUAAGUAGUAAAAUGUUGUAG
This is a messenger RNA of Malassezia globosa CBS 7966, 1455 nucleotides long. RefSeq lists its product as uncharacterized. The record is from RefSeq and is a predicted model, not a curated record. NCBI's taxonomy places the organism in Eukaryota, Fungi, Basidiomycota, Malasseziomycetes, Malasseziales, Malasseziaceae. Bases 1 to 1455 code for a protein of 484 amino acids. The transcript has a single exon. Gene Ontology annotation, cellular component: oligosaccharyltransferase complex; endoplasmic reticulum membrane.